Caenorhabditis elegans is the source of this 677-nucleotide messenger RNA. RefSeq names its product Alcohol dehydrogenase transcription factor myb/sant-like protein (gene lido-14). The transcript is spliced from 2 exons. NCBI's taxonomy places the organism in Eukaryota, Metazoa, Nematoda, Chromadorea, Rhabditida, Rhabditidae. The record is from RefSeq and is marked reviewed. Bases 13 to 549 code for a protein of 178 amino acids.
AUUUCAGAGCCCAUGUCUCGCAUCAAGCAGGAACAGGUGAACCCACCACCACCGCCACGCGCCAUCACUCCACUUCCCCCGGCGACACACCGGAUCACGAUGGAUGAGUAUAAGAAGAGGGAGAAGAAAGACUAUUAUCGAGAUGCCACCAAGGACGCGAGUGUCAAGAAGGUUGUGCUCUCGCUGCUCAAGGACUAUCCCGACAUGUGGCAGAACGGUAAUCGAUUUCAGACUCGGAAGUGGCGAGCGCUCGGAGUUGAAGUGUAUCAGAGGACUGGGCAGAUUGUCGGUGUGGACGACAUGCGAAAGAUGUUUAUGUCGGGAAAAACCGUGCUCAAACAGAAAAUCACCUUCUGCAUCCGGAAUAUGAAGAUGGACCGCGCCGCUACCGAGGCCGACCUCCAGAAUUGGGAGUACUACCGUCACUUUCUCUACUACCGUCAGACGCUUGGCAAGUUUGAGGCGAAGCUUCGCGGUGAGCAGUGGAUCGGAGAAGAUCAAGUUGAAGACGAUGACGAAGAUGAUGUCAUAUUCGAUGGGGAGUCGUAAGGUGAUCUGAGCAAUCGGUUAGUUAGGGUGGAUGGUUUCUUUGUUUUCACCGUAUUAUUUGUGGUUUUUUCCUUUUUUAAUAUCAGAUAGGCCUACAACCAUCCCUGUAAAAUAAAUUCUAGUGCUUC